CAUCGGGCUAGCUGCUCAGGUUUUUCCAAGCGAAGACCCGUAUCGCUUCUCCGACCAAUAUCCACACACACUGAUUCCAUCACAUUGUCCUCCCGUUUCCCCUCUCCAUAUGUCUUGGGAACGAUGGCUGCCUAUAAAUUACCAGAAGGAUAAAUACUACACGGCUGGAAGCUGAUUCCGUGUUCACAAUCCUACCUUCUCUUCUUCCUCCCACCUCUCUACCUCUCUUGCCCACGUCUUAUACGACCUAGUGGCGCCUUCGAAGCUUUCCUACAUCUUUCUAUCCCUCUAUUGUCCGUAUUGAUAGCUCGCCACAUACACCAUGGCCGAGUCACCAUCGUCUUCAGAUCCUUCUGAGAAGGAUUUGGAAACGGGUGAACAACGCUUGGGUCGCCCAGAACGGCGGACAACCAUCAAGUUUGAUGGCACGUCGUCUUCAGACUCUCAAGGAGGAGUCUAUCAAUCUCAGCAGUCUAAUCGCCCCCGCUCUCUGAGCAGGGACUCGGCGAAGAGCGGGCGAAGUGGUGUACAGAGCUCUGGGACAGCUGGUAUCCCUAUCGAAUUUCGAACUCUGUCUAUCCAAAUAUCGGAGGCACAGAGAGCUACCGAAGAGGUCAUAAAGGAAAGGCAAGAGAAGGAGAAGCAUCCAGAUCAUGACUACUUUGAAAGCCUAGACUUUCAUAUCCUCAGCACAGACAGACUGUCUCAACAACUCAAUGUCGAUUGCAGAUAUGGACUCAGUUCGUCAGCUGCUGCUCAACGACUCGAACGCGAUGGCAAGAACGUGAUAGCACACCACCGAGAAAACUACCUCAAAAAGAUUCUCGGGUAUGUCUUCGGGGGUUUCUGUUCGGUGCUGUGGAUUGGCGUGAUUAUCUUCUUCAUCUGCUGGAAACCUCUGAGCAAUCCGCCCUCUGUUCCUAGUCUUGCGAUGGCGAUCUUGGUCAUUAUCGUUAUUGUUCUGCAAGCAAGCUUCUCUGCCUUUCAGGAUUGGUCUACAAAGCAUGUAAUGAACUCGAUACUCAACCUGCUCCCAUCCGAAGCACUGGUCCUACGUGACGGGAAGCAGACAAGAGUGCCUUCAACGGAACUUGUCGUUGGUGAUAUAGUGUACGUUGGUAUUGGGAAUAAGGUCCCAGCAGAUAUGCGCCUUUUCGAAAGUUCGGGAGACGUCCGCUUCGAUCGUGCAGUGCUCACUGGCGAAUCUGAUGAGAUCGACGGAGCAAUAGAUGCUACCGACAACAACUUUCUGGAAACGAGGAACAUUGCUUUCAUGGGUACCAAUGUGACAAACGGAAAUGCGGUUGGUAUGGUGGUGCUUACUGGCAGUCGCUCUGUGAUGGGUCGCAUAGCCAAGAUGACUGCUGGUGUAAAGGAGAAGCCAACGUUGAUCCAAAAGGAGAUCACACGGUUCGUCACGAUUAUCAUUUGCCUUACCAUCACGCUGGUCUUAAUCAUUCUAUUUACCUGGGUCGGCUGGUUGCGCGUUGAUCAUUAUGCCUUCAUGAAUGUCGUGGCAAUGCUAAACAAUGUGAUGGGCUGCGUUGUUGCUUUCAUACCCGAAGGCAUGCCAGUCGGCGUUGCUCUCACUCUCAUGAUGGUUGCAAAACGUAUGAAAAAGGCCAAUAUCCUACCCAAAGGUCUUGCCACAGUCGAGACAUUGGGUUGCGUGAACGUCAUCUGUUCGGACAAGACCGGCACUUUAACCCAGAAUAAGAUGUCAGUCAGGUCACUAGGGCUGCUCGAUACGACACUUGAUGUUGAACAACUUCCUAAUACUCAACGCAAUGAGAUGUCAGAGUCCCUGAAGAACUUACUGCGCGGAUCUCUGUUGUGCAAUGACGCUUUUUUUGACCCCGCGACAAUUGCUCUGCCAGUCAAUGAGCGAGGUGUCACGGGAAAUGCUACCGAUGCCGCUGUCCUACGCUUCGCUGAAUCUAUCAUGCCUGACGGUCGUAAUCAGCUAUCUAUGUUCGAAAGAAUCCAUCAAGUUCCCUUCAACUCAAAGAACAAAUGGAUGUUAACGAUUCAUCGGGAUCCCACUGAUACAGAUGGGUAUCUUGUCUUCGUCAAAGGUGCACCGGACGUGUUACUUCCGAAAUGCACUUCAUAUCGAUCAGGCAUCGAUAACACAAUCAAAGUACUGGAUGAGAAAGCAAAGGAGCUGUUCUCGAACUUUCAAGCCGAAUUAUCGAGACGAGCGGAGCGUGUAAUUGUUAUCUGUCAGCGACGCUUCACUCCCCGUGCCGCUGUUGGGUCUAACGACUUCAACGAAGAGGUAUUGGCUGAAUGUGUCCAAAGUUUAACAGUUACUGGAAUCUUCGGAAUAAUGGAUCCACCACGACUAGAGACUGCAGAGACGGUGGCGGCGUGUCGAGGGGCAGGAAUUCGCUUUUUCAUGGUUACGGGUGAUUUCGGUCUGACUGCGGCUGCGAUCGCAAGAGACAUAGGUAUCUUCAGUGGCACUGCUGAACCAGAUACCGUAGAUGACCUGAAGCCCUUCACGGGUGGCGAAAUUGACGAGAAGCAAUCGCUACGCUCUCGCCACAGUCUCCUCGUGGAUGGCAAGCAUAUAUCAGCCCUAAACGAUUGGCAAUGGGAUACCAUAUGCAAGUACGAGGAAAUCGUGUUCGCUCGAACAUCUCCCGAGCAUAAAUAUCGCAUUGUACAAGAGCUCAAGAGCCGGGACAAUGUUGUUGCAGUAACAGGAGACGGAGUCAACGAUGCUCCAGCACUACGAGCAGCCGACGUUGGAAUUGCAGUGGUCUCCGGCAGCGAUGUCGCAAUUGAAGCAGCGGACCUGGUUCUCCUCGACCGAUUCGAUUCAAUUGCCCAAGCUAUCCGGCUAGGCCGUCUAGUGUUCCAAAACCUCCAAAAGGUGAUCGCAUAUCUGCUACCCGCCGGUAGUUGGUCGGAAAUCUGGCCAGUCCUGAUGAACGUAUUCUUCGGCGUGCCACUACCUUUGAGCUCCUUCCUCAUGAUCAUCAUCUGCGUAUUCACCGAUCUCUUCUGCUCCCUUUCUCUCAUCAUGGAGAAGGAAGAAUACGACCUCCUCAGCGUACCCCCUCGAAACCACAAGAAGGACCACCUAAUCAACCUCAAGAUAUACGGCCAAUCAUACCUCUUCGUCGGCGUCAUGGAGGCCUUCUGCGCCCACUCAAUGUUCUUCCUGUACAUGUACAAGAAAGCCGGAAUCCCCUUCCACGCCCUCAUCUUCGCGUUCGAGAAAUACUCCGACGGCUUCUACGGCUACACGCAGGACGAGCUAACCAACUUCAACAACGUCGGCCAGGGCGUCUACUUUGUCAGUCUAGUCAUGCUCCAGUGGGGCAACAUCCUCUCUGUCCGCAACAAACGCAUGUCCAUCCUCCAAGCAGACCCCGUCCGCAAACAGCGCCGGAACCCCUGGCUACCCUUGUCGAUGGCUAUAUCCCUUGUCAUCGCAAUUUUCGUCACCGAGGUCCCGGGCUUCCAUAAAUUAUUCAACACUGCGCCAGUCCCCAUCGAGUUCUGGUUUAUUCCUCUAGCGCUGGCGCUGGGGAUCUUGCUUAUGGAUGAGCUUCGGAAGCUGCUGGUGCGACAGUUCCCGAAGAGUAUAUUCGCGAAGAUCGCAUGGUGAUUGAGUUUCAGCCAGAGAAGACACCAUGAGUACUAUAUUCUGGUAUUUCUAGAUGAAUCGGGUAUUUCUGAUUCCGAGUUGAUGAUGCAUGAAAAAAGGUUUAUGGAAAAGUAGAUGGUGGCAAUAUUGUUUCUAAGUUCAUGUACAUGCUUGCAAUUAUACAUAUAGUACGAUGAUUGACAUGUCACAAAUCGGGUGUAAACCUGCGAAGAUACUAGAUUCUGAAAGGAAUAUACUAUCAAUUAAUACUAGAUGCUAGAGACAUCCUCGACAUCCACUGUAUCUCUCUGUAUUAUUCAUCAUGUACAAGUUCCAUGAUAGAAGCCACUAAUACAAGUGUCAACUGGGCAGAUUCCCAAAUAACCUAUGGAUCAUGCUUGCAUAGCCAAGACUACCUCUAAAGCUUAGCAAGGGCCAAGCUUUGAGAAAUAUUACCUAGAUUGGUAGUGAGUUGCAGAAUUGACGUAGGAGACUGGAGACAGAGUGGACUGUAAUUUGC
Molecule: messenger RNA, 4118 nt
Organism: Aspergillus pseudonomiae
Lineage: Eukaryota; Fungi; Ascomycota; Eurotiomycetes; Eurotiales; Aspergillaceae
Product: cation-translocating P-type ATPase
Exons: 1
Coding region: 323-3619 (1098 amino acids)
Biological process (GO): intracellular potassium ion homeostasis; potassium ion import across plasma membrane; intracellular sodium ion homeostasis
Cellular component (GO): membrane
Molecular function (GO): ATP hydrolysis activity; ATP binding; P-type sodium:potassium-exchanging transporter activity
Source: RefSeq, a predicted model, not a curated record